GAACUUCCGGUUGCUGAGGAAGGAGGCCACGCUGCAGCUGUCGCACAGCUGGAAAGGUGCGUGGAAACGUACCACUGGCAGUGGCGGGUGUGCUUCAGGUGUAUGGCAGCUAUGCUGAUCCUCCUCCAUCUGCUGUACAUGAUAGCCGCCGAUCUAAGUCUGGACGCGAAGGCAUUUCCAGUGUUGUCUCUGUGCCUGGCACCCUUCGCAGUGAAUCCACUGGCCUUGGCACCAGCAUCCUCACCGGUGAGGUUCCUUCCGGCAGAGGGCGCCCUCUGCUGCACCCUGGCCUUAUUCUUCGGUAGCCGUGUCCCGCCGCUGCUUGCUUUUGCAGUUUCCGCCGCUCAUGUCGGACUUUGGCUCUGGGCUGCUAGCUCUGACGCGCAGCCGCUUGCGUUGCUUCCGCCGUCUCUCAUGGCGCCCUGCCUUUGGAUGCUGGCCUGGUAUGUAGGACAGUCCCUGAAACUGGGGGAGCUGGGUCUCCGGGACCUGCGCAGUUUGGCGGAGCCCGACAAAGCGAAGGGCAGCUAA
Messenger RNA from Symbiodinium sp. CCMP2456, 531 nucleotides. The record is from the annotation of a GenBank genome assembly. Lineage: Eukaryota; Dinophyceae; Suessiales; Symbiodiniaceae.